This is a messenger RNA of Quercus robur (English oak), 4095 nucleotides long. RefSeq names its product ATP-dependent DNA helicase Q-like 4A. The transcript is spliced from 26 exons. NCBI's taxonomy places the organism in Eukaryota, Viridiplantae, Streptophyta, Magnoliopsida, Fagales, Fagaceae. Gene Ontology annotation, biological process: DNA replication; double-strand break repair via homologous recombination. The record is from RefSeq and is a predicted model, not a curated record. Gene Ontology annotation, molecular function: nucleic acid binding; 3'-5' DNA helicase activity; four-way junction helicase activity. Gene Ontology annotation, cellular component: nucleus; chromosome; cytoplasm. The coding region runs from base 203 to 3853 and encodes 1216 amino acids.
AUAAUCAAAUACAGCAAAAUGUCCCGCCACUCCCACACCGCGCUUACAUUUUAUUUAAAGUGCUCUCUCUCUAAAACUUGCAGUGUACAAAGAAAACACAAUAAGCCCUAACAAAGAUUUUCCACAUUCCAAAGGCUUUUGUAUUAAUAUGUGGAUUUUGAGAAUGGGGAACUGUUAACUUGGUAGGCGAAUAUGCUUAUCAAUGACUAUGGAAAUGCACAUGAGCCGGAGCAAUUCAGGUCAAGGGCUCAAAUGUGAUGAUAACCUUCCUAAAGUUAAUUUGUCACAACAUGCUAGUGCACAUGAUAAUUUCUUAAACCAAAAUAAGUUUUUGAGUUCAAAUUUCCUUUUUUCGUUGUCCUCACAAAAACCUGGUGCUGAAGGAGCAAUGUGGGCACGGGCAAUGGACUUCCAAAGUCAAAAUAUUGCAAGGUUGCAGAGCCAGAGUGCACAAGUGGAAAAGGCUUGGCAUACUCUUUCCAAUCUUCAGAUUUCUUGCAGGAAGUACACAAAACCUGGAAAAACUGUACAGGUUAAGGAUCUUCAUAAUAAUGUAUCUCACAGUGUUGGAGGAAGAACUAUUUCCCAAAGCACAUUUAGCAUUGAAAGAAGCUUGGAAGGUAUACAAACACAUAAAAAUUUCAGUGAAACCAACAGCAAGAUUAGUCAACCUGGAAGGUCCAUGGGCAAUAAUUUUUCAUCAAGUAAUGUUAGAGCCAUGGGAGCUGAAAAGAGUCAGAUAAGAGCAUCAGUAGUCAACAAUUCUCAUUCUCAGAAUUUGGAUAGAUCAUUCAACAAUCAUACUGUUCAUAUUGACCAAGUAAAAGAGUCUGCAGGAAUUUUUGCUGGUAACCUGGAUGAUGAUGACAUACUUGAGAAUAUUGAUGUGGACCAUAUAGUGGAACGGUACCAAUCAACUUGCACACCACAACCAUCAAUUUCUAAGCUGCCGCCCAUUACUCCAACUAUAGAUAAAGAUAAUUUUUCUAGGCAAGAUGAAAGUAGUUUGCCACUGGAAUUGUGCUCAAACUGCAGUCAUGGUCUUAAGCUAGGACUGUGCCCCGAAGCUACGACUCAUUUGCAGGAAAUGAAGGACAUGCUAAUCGUUAUAUCAAAUGAACUGCUUGAUAAUGUUAAUGAACUCACCUCAGAGCACAUUGAGAAGCUUCGUCAAGAUAGGUCACAGCUAAAUAAGCAAAUUCAGCAGCUUGAUGGGUAUCUUCGUGCCAAUUCAGUCGACGAGGAAAGACAAAAAUCACAUUAUUCUACAUCCACAACAGCCAUCCGGUCAUUUCAAUAUGAAACACCUCAAGCAGCUGCUUUCAAGACACCAAUGAGAUUUGAAGCCCAGGUAAAUCUGAAUAAUGAGCUGGGAGGGAAUGAAAGGUGGAAUUCAUUCUCCUCUGUAGAUAGAUUUGAUGUUUCAUCAGGCCCUUUGGAGAGGGAACCGUAUGUUCCUAAGUAUGUUGAAGUUAAUUAUAUUGAAGGUUCUAAUGACAAAAAGUGGAGUAGUCAGAACUUCCCAUGGGCAAAGAAGCUGGAGGCCAAUAACAAGAAAGUGUUUGGGAACCACUCUUUUCGCCCCAACCAAAGAGAGGUUAUUAACGCUACGAUGAGUGGUUGUGAUGUUUUCGUUCUAAUGCCAACUGGAGGGGGAAAGAGUUUGACAUAUCAGCUCCCUGCUCUUAUCUGUCCAGGUAUAACAUUGGUAAUUUCUCCCCUCGUGUCACUUAUUCAAGAUCAGAUAAUGCAUCUAUUGCAGGCGAACAUACCUGCUGCUUACUUAAGUGCCAAUAUGGAAUGGACAGAACAGCAGGAGAUCCUUAGAGAGCUAUGCUCUGAUUACUGUAAAUACAAGCUAUUAUAUGUGACACCAGAGAAAGUUGCCAGAAGUGAUGUUCUUUUGAGGCAUCUGGAGAGUUUGCAUGCUCGGGAAUUGCUUGCCAGGGUUGUUAUUGAUGAAGCUCAUUGUGUGAGCCAGUGGGGGCAUGAUUUUAGACCAGAUUAUCAGGGUCUUGGUAUCUUGAAACAGAAGUUCCAAAAUACUCCUGUGUUAGCUUUAACAGCUACUGCAACAGCCAGUGUAAAAGAAGAUGUUGUGCAGGCUCUAGGCCUUGUCAACUGCAUUGUUUUCCGGCAAAGUUUUAAUCGCCCAAAUUUAUGGUAUUCUGUUAUCCCCAAGACUAAGAAGUGUGUGGAAGACAUUGACAAAUUCAUCAAAGAAAACCACUUUGAUGAAUGUGGAAUAAUUUAUUGUCUUUCAAGAAUGGACUGUGAAAAAGUAGCUGAAAAGUUACAGGAAUGUGGACAUAAAGCGGCAUUCUACCAUGGUAGCAUGGAUCCUGCUCAACGUGCCUUUACCCAAAAGCAAUGGAGCAAAGAUGAAAUCAAUAUAAUUUGUGCUACGGUGGCAUUUGGAAUGGGUAUCAACAAACCAGAUGUCCGCUUUGUAAUUCAUCAUUCUCUCCCAAAAUCUAUUGAAGGUUACCACCAGGAGUGUGGCCGAGCUGGUAGAGAUGGUCAGCGGUCAUCUUGUGUUUUGUAUUACAGUUAUAGUGACUAUAUAAGACUCAAGCAUAUGAUUAGCCAAGGAGUAGCAGAGCAAACUCCAUUGACAUCUGGAUAUAAUCGUGUCAACACUGCUAAUUCAGGGAGGAUACUGGAAACAAAUACCGAAAAUAUUUUGCGCAUGGUCAGUUAUUGUGAAAAUGAUGUAGAUUGUCGACGUCUUCUACAGCUCGUUCAUUUUGGAGAGAAGUUUGAUUCUGCAAACUGUAAAAAAACCUGUGACAAUUGUUUGAAGAAUAAAAGUUUAAUUGAGAAGGAUGUCACAGGCAUUGCAAAGCAAUUGGUUGAACUGGUGAAGUUAAUGGGGCAGCAGUUUUCAUCAUCUCAUAUUUUAGAAGUCUAUAGGGGAUCCUUAAGCCAAUUUGUCAAGAAGCACAGACAUGAGACUUUAAGCCUGCAUGGAGCUGGGAAACAUCUAGACAAGGGUGAAGCUUCCCGUAUAUUGCGUCAUCUUGUUACUGAGGAUUUCCUUGUGGAAGAUGUCAAGAAAAGUGAUGUUUAUGGAUCUGUAUCAUCAAUAUUGAAGGUGAACGAGUCCAAAGCUAAAAAUCUCUUCCUUGGUGGGCAGACAAUCAUAUUAAGAUUCCAUUCCUCUGCGAAAGCGGUUAAACUGAGCAAAUCUGGAGUGACUCCAGCAAAAGGCUCAUUGACAUCUGGGAAGCUAAGUCCUCCUCGAAUUGACACUCCUGCUGAGCCUCAACCUGAAGUAGACUUGAAUCUCUCAGCCAAACUGUAUUCAGCUCUGCGAAUGCUCCGAACUAUUCUUGUCAAAGAAGCUGGGGAGGGGGUCAUGGCAUACCACAUAUUUGGUAAUGCUACGCUGCAGCACAUCAGCAAAAGAAUUCCCAGAACAAAGGAAGAGCUUCUUGAGAUCAAUGGCAUUGGCAAGGCUAAGGUAAGCAAGUAUGGAGAUCGGAUACUUGAAACCAUCGAGUCUACCAUCCACGAAUACUACAAGACAGAGAAAAACAACAGCAGCAGCAAUGACAGUACUGAUUCAAUGAAGAGGAGAAGGAAUACAAAUAGCAACCAAAAUACUAACUUUGAGGAUGAUGACUUCUCCAGAAGUACUGGUAGAUCAAAGAAAAGAGCAGUAAUGGAGCAGAAGAAAACUGCUGAGGCUUCUAAUGGUAUGAAGCCAGAUUCUUACAACCAAUGCAUAGAUGAUGACCUAGAUUUCUAUGAUUAUGAUUUUGAAAUGAAUGGUUCAAAUACAAAGGCUAGUUCGAACAAUGGAAGAGUGCUUCCUUUGUGGUCAGCAGCUGGAAACGGGAUUCAAUCUUGAUUAUUUCAAAAGCAUGUAUAGUAGAAAGCAAUUUCUUGUUGCAUUUAAUUUAAAACUAUGGGGAAGAAUUUUGUGUGACAACCAUGCAUUUCUGGCUGUCUGAACCAAAGGUUUUGUACCAUUUAUGUAGUGGAUAUUUUAGUGUGUACAGUUUUGCAAAACUUGUUAGUAGCGAGUUUCUUAUGUAUCAGACCAUGACCAAAGGUAAUUUUAUAAUCGUAGUAGAAAGGCAUUGAAUGACA